Nicotiana attenuata is the source of this 845-nucleotide messenger RNA. RefSeq names its product histone H3.3. NCBI's taxonomy places the organism in Eukaryota, Viridiplantae, Streptophyta, Magnoliopsida, Solanales, Solanaceae. Gene Ontology annotation, molecular function: structural constituent of chromatin; protein heterodimerization activity; DNA binding. The transcript is spliced from 5 exons. Gene Ontology annotation, cellular component: nucleosome. The record is from RefSeq and is a predicted model, not a curated record. The coding region runs from base 162 to 572 and encodes 136 amino acids.
UGUGUCUUGAUCCCCCUGGAAGACUAAAAGAAUUUGGCUUUCCUGAAAAAAGUAAACUUACGGAAGCAUCUAUCUCUAUCACGCACUUCAAAAAUCAUCUCAAAGCUGAAGUGAAGAAAAAAGCCAAGUUAUUGCAAAACAGCAGAAUUUAAUUCUAUAAGAUGGCUCGUACCAAGCAAACUGCUCGUAAGUCUACAGGAGGAAAGGCUCCAAGGAAGCAACUUGCUACCAAGGCUGCUCGUAAGUCUGCUCCUACCACUGGUGGUGUGAAGAAGCCACAUAGAUACCGCCCUGGUACUGUUGCUCUUCGUGAAAUCCGUAAGUACCAGAAGAGUACUGAGCUCUUGAUCAGGAAGCUUCCGUUCCAGAGGCUUGUUCGUGAAAUUGCCCAGGACUUUAAGACUGAUCUGCGUUUCCAGAGUCAUGCGGUGCUGGCUCUGCAGGAAGCUGCUGAGGCCUAUUUGGUGGGUCUCUUUGAGGACACUAACCUUUGUGCCAUUCACGCCAAGCGUGUGACAAUUAUGCCUAAGGACAUUCAGCUUGCUAGACGAAUCAGGGGCGAGCGUGCUUAAUUUGAUCUACUAGCUAGUAGCAUUGUUGGUCCUUGUCUUUCUUUUCUUUGUAAGACGUAAAGACAGUAACUAAAUCUAGUAGUAGGGCUUGUUGCUUUGAAUUUGUUGGUGGCUGGCGGUGUGCUGUAAUUUGUUGGUGUUUUGUUUUGGAGAAGGGAAAAACAUGAUAUUUUGUUUGGAUCUCUAAUGUUUUGUUGUCACACCACUGGUGUCGAACAUUGGUCAGCGUUUUCUUCUAAUGGUUAGUUCAAGUGAUUGUGAUAAUAUAUUAUA